UAUCAAAGGGGGAUGGAAACAUGCUUUUUCUAUUAAAUAUUUAAUAAGCCUGCCAUAAUCUCUAAUCUACGGUAUAGUAUGGGAAAAUAAAACUAGGGCGCAGCUCUUGUUCGUCUUACUAGUUGCUACAUUUGCAUGCGCAGCGACUGAUAACGGGAAUUCAGGGAUGCUGAGGGAGGCUGUUGUUGCUACCGGCGGAGUUCAGAUAAAGGACAACAAAUAGCGGCUAGUGUGUCUGCAAACAAACCGCCACCAAGAAACGCAUCGUCACAGGGCACAAAACACCCAGGAUGUAAGCGAAGAAGCUGCCACAAGUGCGCCUUCGAGAAGAGAAGAUGGCACUGCUUGUGGUUUGUUCACUCCUGUGCCUGUCCUGUUGGGUCUCUUUCUACUUUAUCUUGUGUAAUGUUAAUGGGACCAGAAGCUACGAGUGGAACUGUCGCCUCGUCACCCUGGUACACGGCAUCCUGGCAGUCUGCAUCACAGCAUAUAUAGGCUAUGUGGAUGGACCCUGGCCUUUCACUCAUCCAGGUACUAAGAACACUCCUCUGCAGAUAAGUGCCAUGGUGGUGAGCUUGGGCUACUUUAUUUUUGAUAUGGGCUGGUGUGUGUACUUCCGCACAGAAGGACCCGUUAUGCUGGCCCACCACACCAUGAGCAUCCUGGGAAUCCUUUUGACCCUAUGGUUGGGGGAGUCUGGCAUUGAGUCCUGCGCAGUACUCUUCGGCAGUGAAAUCACCAACCCACUCCUGCAGGCACGCUGGUUCCUCAAACAGACAGGACAUUACAGGUCGCUGCUGGGGGAUGUUGUGGACGUCCUGUUUGUGCUGCUGUUUGUGGUGAUGCGAGUCUUCGUGGGAGGCACAAUGCUGUACUGUGAGUUGAUCUCCCCAAGACCCAGAUUCUUUAUCAAGUGCGGGGGAGUGGCCAUGUAUGCGCUAUCCUGGGUGUUCAUGGUGGACAUUGUUCGGUUUGCCAUUCGAAAAAGCAAGAGCUGGCACAAACAGCAGAGAGACCAGCUAGAGACAAUAGCAGCUAAUGGCCACGAAGGGAAGAAGGACUGAUUGGCCUCUGUUUCCUUAAAGGAAAUCAAUUUACAUUGAAAGGACAAAGAAAAUCAACUUUUUGUAUCUUAUAUCGAGAUUAAAGAAGGGAUAUUUCAGAGUCAUCAUUUUCUAUGUUGAGAGAUAUCCCGUGUGACAUCUGUCUGUAAGGUCGGACACCUGUGCAUUUUGAAAAAACUAAUUUUUAAUGCAGUCCCUGCUGCUGAACACAUUAGAUUAUUACGUAAAAGGUGCAUUUUCAGAAACAACACAUGUAGUUUAUGUUAUUGAAAACCAAAGCACUUUCUAUAAACACAUGAACAGAUGUUUCUUUCAGUUGGUGCGAACUUGUGCCUAGUCGUAUCUGGUAGUGGGAAGUUCACUAUUAGGAAUGAAUUUGUUUACAUGUAAUGCUCCAUGAUCCUUGUGAAGCAUUUUUAGUUACAUUGAAACGUUUCUUUGGAAUCCUGAGUCUUUUUUUGAGGGGGGGAGGCUUUUAUAAAAACUUUGAGCAGAUGUGAAAGGUAUACUCAGGGAGAUGAAGUCAUCCUGGAAAGUUGGGGUGAAUUCCAGAGAAAUGUGUGUGAUGUGUUUGAUUACUUUGUUGAAUAUAGUUUAUAGUAAGCUUUUGCCUGCUGUCUGAAAUCAUAUUCCAGAGCAUAUUCCCCAAAAUAAUCAUUUAUUUUACUUCCCUUAUGUUCAGGGAUACAUGGAGGGGCACCUCUCAGUUACAUAGCUCUACACUGGUAAUACUAUUUAUUUUGCAGUCCAUUUGGAUGUAUAUGAAAACUAUACAUAUCUUCAAAUGCUUGGUGAAUUUAUAUCAGAAUUUGCACUUUAUAUAGUUGAAGUGUCUGAUUUCACACUACCAUCUGUGUGAACAUGCGUGACUUACUUAAGACAAAAGACAGAAAAAAUAUUCAUUCUCUGUACUAAUUGCUCCCAGUUCAAAUCAAUAGAGUAAUGUUCUGGUCUCACAGAGAACUUGUCAGCUGAGAGUUUACAGUUACAAUUAAAUUUAUUGUGAGCUAUCAGUACAGUGUUCUGACUUUUUGUCUGACUUCUGCUUCAGUCACAUUAUUUUGAGCCAGCACCUGUAAACCUUGUGGAGAUGUACAUGGUUCACACACCUGCAGGAGCACCUUUUUGUUUCUAGCCCCUAAAAUGUUAGAUUUCUACAUUUAGUCUUUAAACAAGACAGAGGGCUGGGCAAGAGUUAUCAUUUAAUGACUUUCAGUAAAAUCGUAUUGAGACGAUAUAAUCACAAUGGGUUAUUGUUUUACAAAAUCGUGUUGUCUAGUUUAUUAAUAACAAACAUACUAGCAUACAAAUUACUAUUAUGAAACUUCCUCAUUUUUAAUUUACGUGUGUGAAGAGUUUUGUCACAGUGAACAUCUGUUUUACUAUUUUAUGUAUGGUUUUGGGUACAUUUGCCAUCUAGUAAUAUUUAUAAUUGGGAAAAAAUAUUCUUAAAGUUGUGAUAUUAAUUCCCACCAUAUUGAUCAGACACAACACACAAAAAUAUUAUGGGACACUAACAGGUGGCUUGAUAUUAGAGAUUAUUAUGACAGCCCACUCCAAGACUGCAUUUGUUCCGUGCUAUGAAAGUUACCGAACUACCAGCUGCUCAGACUUCAUAUCUGUUUUCUCAUUAUUAUGACAGCAUCGUAUUUGUUAUUUGAGUGCACAUGGUUCUCUGUAGUAAUGUGACAAAACAUCUUACAUCCCUUUGUUUCCACCUUUAUGUUUGUUUGAAAUUUGAUGUGAUGCUCUCAGACAAGGCCUGUUUACCUGGCUGCCACUAUUAAAAAUCAUGUGAGCAACACCAUUACAUCCAAGAGAGAAAAAAUCUAACUGGUGUGUGCCUUAGUUAUCUGAAUGUACUUUCCUAAUUUCUUGUGUUUGUUUGUGUGUGUGUUUUUUGUCUUGUACUGUAAAGCCUGCAGCACAACAGCAGGUGUAAUGAAGAACCGUUUUCAGUUUUGGGUUUCAUGAUUUGCCUUUGUAAUCCCUGCGUAAAACGAAAUAAAGCUCUGAUAUGUUGUUUGUAUGCUUCUGAAUACAAUUUAAACAACAAAAUUAUGACUAAAACUAAAGGAUAGGCCACAUCUGCAUUAAAUGCACUGAGGCUGAAGUUACCUAAGCUGUCCACAUGGUGGUGUCAUAUCAAUUAUAUAUGUAUGAUCAUGAGGAAACCUGAGGGCAGUCAUCUGGCAAUGCUAAGAUAAAGAUAUCAAAAGGGGAAAAAACACUUUUACAGCAUUGUCAACUGAAAAUAAUGCCACAUUACACAUUUAGUUGAGUAAAAUGGCAGUUUUAAUUGUCGUUUAUAGCAUUAAUUCAGCU
Molecule: messenger RNA, 3389 nt
Organism: Toxotes jaculatrix (banded archerfish)
Lineage: Eukaryota; Metazoa; Chordata; Actinopteri; Toxotidae
Gene: tlcd5a
Product: TLC domain containing 5a
Exons: 3
Coding region: 336-1064 (242 amino acids)
Cellular component (GO): membrane
Source: RefSeq, a predicted model, not a curated record